Teleopsis dalmanni is the source of this 1549-nucleotide messenger RNA. RefSeq names its product testis-specific serine/threonine-protein kinase 4. NCBI's taxonomy places the organism in Eukaryota, Metazoa, Arthropoda, Insecta, Diptera, Diopsidae. Gene Ontology annotation, cellular component: cytoplasm. Gene Ontology annotation, biological process: microtubule cytoskeleton organization; protein phosphorylation; intracellular signal transduction. Bases 219 to 1484 code for a protein of 421 amino acids. The transcript has 4 exons. Gene Ontology annotation, molecular function: protein serine/threonine kinase activity; ATP binding; tau-protein kinase activity. The record is from RefSeq and is a predicted model, not a curated record.
UCAAGAAAUAAAAUUUUAGACUAUUGCCAAAUUUUACAAAAUCAGCAGUAAAUAGUUCCGUUUUCACCAGAUCUUUUUCAGUUGUAAUGCUAGGUAGUAAUUGUGUCGCCAUAUAAGUCCAUCAAAUGUGUUAGAUGAGAUAGAUGAGAUAGUCUACAUGGGUGUCAAAUAAUUUUCAUGGGUGGUACUUUCUGGUGUUUAGUAUUAUUUUUGAAAACAUGAAAGACAAACAGGAUAAACCAAAAAAAAUUGAAAAACAUAAUCAGAAUGACUUAGAUGAUUCACUCACUAUAGCUCAAACUGAGGAUAAUAGAAAAAAAUAUGAAAAACAAACAUUAGCAGCAUCAGCUAAAAUAAACCCCACUGCUAUAUAUACAGCUAAAAUAGAACAGCCUAAAAAUAAUAGAAUCGUAAAACAAGAAACCAAUGGAAAACCUAACACAGUUGCGCACAAAGAAAACACAACUGAAAAAGAUGAAGUACCCACAACAUCUAAUGCAUAUAAACCAGAAGGUGAAAAAGGAGUUAAGCGUGCAAAAAACAGUGAUUCAGAUAAUGUAUUGGAUGCUACAGAUGAAAUCGAAGUAGUUACCAAUGAGAAAAAGCGUUCGAAAGGUAAUACACAGAAUGAGUCAAAUAAUUCCUUGCAAGAAAGUGAUGACGACGAUAAGCGUAUAACAACUAUGGAACGUUAUGGCUUUAUCUUAGGCAAAGUAAUUGGAAGUGGGAACUAUGCUAGAGUUAAAAUGGCCUGGUCUAAGGAACGAAAAUGUCAGGUUGCCGUUAAAAUAAUUUCAAAACGCAGAUCGCCGGCGGAAUAUACACAAAAGUUCUUACCGCGCGAAGUUGACGCUGUGAAGGGACUACAUCAUCCAAAUAUCAUAAGAUUUUAUCAAAGUGUUGAAACAACUAGACGGGUGUACAUUGUCAUGCAAUAUGCUGAAAAAGGUACUUUACUUGAUUAUGUACGGGAAAAGCGCAAGCUGACUGAACUGGAAUCCCACAAGUACUACGUUCAACUAAUUGACGCACUAGUAUAUAUACAUAGUAAAGGCGUGGUGCAUCGUGAUAUCAAAUGCGAAAACCUGCUACUCGAUGCCAAAUCUAAUCUCAAAUUAAUAGAUUUUGGGUUUGCACGUAAAUAUGAAAAAAACGAGAAUCCAAAAGAUAAUUUGUCGAAGACUUUUUGUGGUAGUUAUGCUUAUGCUAGUCCCGAAAUUUUAAAAGGUGUGCCGUACAAUCCAUUUCAAUCAGAUAUUUGGGCAUGUGGGAUUGUACUUUAUGCCAUGACAUGCGGCCGUUUACCUUAUGAUGGUUCCAAUGUUCGUGUUAUACUGAAUAAAGCUGCUCAACCACUGAUAUAUGCAAGGAAUUCAGAGUUAACCGAGGAAUGUAAGCAACACACGAAAAUGCUAUUGUCUCCAUUAGAUACUCGCGCUACCUUAGCAGAGAUAAUAAGUCAUGCCUGGUUUAUACAGAAAUAAGUUUUACGAUUCUUACUAAAAAUAGAGAAUCAAAUAUCCGUGGUUAUAGAAAAUUUAAAAAUCAA